Molecule: messenger RNA, 2466 nt
Organism: Malassezia japonica
Lineage: Eukaryota; Fungi; Basidiomycota; Malasseziomycetes; Malasseziales; Malasseziaceae
Gene: MDM20
Product: mitochondrial distribution and morphology
Exons: 3
Coding region: 1-2466 (821 amino acids)
Biological process (GO): N-terminal peptidyl-methionine acetylation
Cellular component (GO): NatB complex; cytoplasm
Source: RefSeq, a predicted model, not a curated record
AUGGUCUCCGGCAAAGGGAACGUGCUGGACCAGUACCGGUGCUCGGACAUUUACAAUGCGCUCGAGACAGGGAAUGAUUCCCUGGCGCUGACCAAGGCGGAUGUUUUGCUAAAGAAGGGUCCGCUGCCUCUUGCGAGUGCGCUUCGAUCGAUUGCGCUGGUGCGCUUGGGCCGGAUCGACGAUGCACGCAACGAGAUCGAGGUGCUGCUGCGCGGCAACAUCGAUGCGGGUGUGCUUGCGCCGCUGUCGUUUGUCAUGCCGCUUGUUGGAAUGGAGCAAAAGCUCGCGGACCUGUACAUUUUCGCGAGCCAGGCGCAGCCGAAGAACCAGGAGCUCGCCGAAGACGCCUUCCUGACGCUCGUAAAAGGCGGCAUGCUGCAGCGCGCGCAGCAGUUCCUCCUGAAACAGUACCGCACUUCGAAAGACAAAACGGACUUUUGGCGGUACAUGCAGGUCGCCGUCUUGCAGUCGCAGCAGCUCAAGCCGCCCGGCUCGACGCUCGCGCUACAGGUCGCGCUGCGUCUUUUGAACGAGAACCCGGUCGACGAGUCGACGUUUACAGAAGAGACGCUCUCGCUCUACCUUCGUUUCCACCUCUUGCUAGGCAAAGCGCACCUCGGCCAGGCACUUGCUAUGAUGCAAGAGCCGGUGCCGAAGCGCCUUGCUGAAAACAGUCUCGGUAUCCAGUUCCUCUUGCGCGAGGCGUGGGAGGCGCAUGGCGACCUGGGCAGCGUCGCGGACGAUUGCCGUGCGCGCAUCGUGGCCGGCGACCGCAACUGGGCGGUGAUUUCUCUGUACAUCCGCAUGCUGGUCGCGUUGGCUACGCAGGCGUCCGAGGCGCUGCAUGACGCCGACCUGGCCGUGCUGGUGGAUGCGGCCGAGAAGGACAAGUGGGCAGACCGUGGCUCGUUCCUGGGCGUGCUCGAAAUGUACUGCCAGGCGAAUGCCGCCAAGCUCUCGACUGCGUACCUCGCCAAGCGCGGCGCCGUCUUUGACAAGCUGCUCGCCAAGUACUAUGUGCAGUUCUCGACCAAGGCGACGUGCUUUGAAGACCUGUACCCCUACCUUUGCGAGCUGAGUGACGGGGACCGCACUGCAUUCCUCGCGGCUGCGCUCCAAAAGAAGCCGCCGCUCACGUCCGAGGACGGCAUUGUGCGCUGCGUCAAUGCGGAAAAAAUCAAGUACCUGCUCGAGCCGCAUGGCAAGCAAGUGGCUGCCGGCCGGCUCCUCAACGAGUACGUCACGUCGCUGCGCUUUGCGCGUCUGCCAGACACGGAAAUGCAAACGGGCGACGACCUCGCGUUGCUGGCGUCGUACAUGUCGCUCACCGCGGCGGAUGUGCCGACGCAUUUGUGCGCAGCGGCGAUUGCCUCGUACGGCGUUGCAGAGAGUCCGCGUGGCUACCGCCUGCGCAUGCUCUUUAUUCGCCUCUUGCAGGAGCUGGGUGCGAUGAAGCUUGCUUUCGCGCAGUACACCGUCCUGGGCCUCAAGGCGGUGCAGUUCGAUACCGCGUCGCACAUCGGUCUCGAACGUAACGCAGCGUUUGGCGGCGCACUUGGCCCGGUGAUGGAGAACGAGUGGUCGGAUCACAUGGCCAAGUUUUACGGGCAGAGCGACAGCGAGCUGCCGGAAGUCAUCGGCCAAGCGUUUUCUAACAACAAGUUUUCCCAGAUCGCCAGUCUGUGCGAGUUUGGGCACCGCCUCGAAACGUCUGUGACGCGCGCCUUGGUCAAGCUCGACCUGAUCCGCGGCGAGAUCAUCGACCAAGAGCUGGACGCGACGCAGCGCACGCGGGCCAUCAAGGCGGUCGAGCGCCUGCUGGACAUUGCGAAGAAGAGCUCGUUUAGCGACCAGCGCGACACGUCGCUCCUCCCGUGUUAUAACAAGGCGCACUGGGCGCCGAUCCAGCAGACGAUCGACGGCCGCCCCCGGCGUGCGUCGGCGGCGAUCGUGAGCCUGCUCGAGGUCGUAACGCUCGUGCUGGAUAUUGCGCCGCCGAGCAGCGUUGACGCCAAAGACGAGCUUACCCAGGCUGAGCACGCACUGGUCGCCCUGGCCCGCACGCUGCGUGCCGAGCAGCCCGAGGCGGUGGCCGCCACCACGUUCUACCAAGCCAUUGCCACGACGCUUGGCCAAGUGCCGAGCGCUUUUGAUGCGCUGCACACUGCCUGGAUCGGCAUCGAGGGCCUGCGCAUUUUCGAGAUCCUCGCGGAGCGCAAGGGAUGGAACCUCGACACGGUCCUGGCCGACUCCUUGCCUCACCUCACCUCGGCGCACCAGACCCUCGCGAAGCUCGCUGCCGACGAGCUCCCGGUCAGCGUCGAGCCGUACUUUACCGGCACCGAGGCGCCUGCGCCAGUCGUCGAUGCGAUCCGUGCGCUGAUUCCCCGUAUUGCUGCCGACCGCGCCGAGGCAGUAAGAGACGUGCAGCUCCUGUACCAGAGCGCAUGCAAGAACUACAUGUAG